CGCUGCCUUGCCGGUGCCGUUCGUCACUGGCAGGCGUAAUCCGGUCACUGCGCCCCCUCUCGCCUGCCCGCCCGCUUGAUUAUCAAACAAACCUUCCCCCUCAGUACUUAAACCUCUCCCACCUCUUUCUAACUUCAUCCUCUUCUCUUCCCAAAACAUCUCUCACCCAAGACUUCACUUUCGCUCAAGACCAGCGAUAAUAAAGACCUUCUUUCAUCCGAUUACCAUCUAUCCACAUCACUUCCGCGACAGAUCACCGCCAUCAUGCAGAUCUUCGUCAAGACCUUGACCGGCAAGACCAUCACCCUCGAGGUUGAGUCUUCCGACACUAUCGACAAUGUCAAGUCCAAGAUUCAGGACAAGGAGGGCAUUCCCCCCGACCAGCAACGCUUGAUUUUCGCCGGCAAGCAGCUUGAGGACGGCCGCACUCUCUCUGAUUACAACAUUCAGAAGGAGUCCACUCUUCACCUUGUUCUCCGCCUCCGUGGUGGUAUGCAAAUCUUCGUCAAGACCCUCACUGGCAAGACCAUCACUCUUGAGGUCGAGUCGUCCGAUACCAUCGACAAUGUUAAGUCAAAGAUUCAGGACAAGGAGGGCAUCCCUCCUGACCAGCAGCGCCUGAUCUUUGCUGGAAAGCAACUCGAAGACGGCCGAACCCUUGCCGACUACAACAUUCAGAAGGAAUCUACCCUUCAUCUCGUCCUCCGCCUCCGUGGUGGUAUGCAAAUCUUCGUCAAGACCCUCACUGGAAAGACCAUUACUCUGGAAGUCGAGUCAUCCGAUACCAUUGAUAAUGUGAAGAGCAAGAUCCAGGACAAGGAGGGUAUUCCUCCCGAUCAACAGCGACUCAUCUUCGCUGGCAAGCAACUUGAAGAUGGCCGAACUCUUUCCGACUACAACAUUCAGAAGGAAUCUACUCUCCACUUGGUUCUCCGUCUUCGUGGUGGUAUGCAGAUUUUUGUGAAGACUCUCACCGGAAAGACCAUCACCCUUGAGGUCGAGUCCAGUGACACUAUCGACAACGUGAAGAGCAAGAUUCAGGACAAGGAGGGUAUUCCCCCUGAUCAACAGCGUCUUAUCUUCGCUGGUAAGCAGUUGGAAGAUGGUCGCACCUUGAGCGACUACAACAUCCAGAAGGAGUCAACUCUUCACCUCGUUCUCCGACUUCGCGGUGGCCAGUAAGCGAUUCCAACGAACGGUGAUGGAUUUUAUGACGGCGUUAGGGACUGGCAUUGAAUUCGAGAUCAGGCAACUUCUAGGCCUGUCAUGAUUAUUAUGUAGUUUUUGCCCUUGUGAAUAUUCUGCAAGGUGCUAAUAGACUCUAUUGAAGUCUACUUGACUAUUUGUCAUCUCUUCUGA
Molecule: messenger RNA, 1359 nt
Organism: Fusarium odoratissimum NRRL 54006
Lineage: Eukaryota; Fungi; Ascomycota; Sordariomycetes; Hypocreales; Nectriaceae
Product: ubiquitin C
Exons: 2
Coding region: 265-1182 (305 amino acids)
Biological process (GO): modification-dependent protein catabolic process; protein ubiquitination
Cellular component (GO): nucleus; cytoplasm
Molecular function (GO): protein tag activity; ubiquitin protein ligase binding
Source: RefSeq, a predicted model, not a curated record